This is a messenger RNA of Xenia sp. Carnegie-2017, 903 nucleotides long. RefSeq lists its product as uncharacterized. The transcript has a single exon. The coding region runs from base 1 to 903 and encodes 300 amino acids. Gene Ontology annotation, molecular function: nucleic acid binding. The record is from RefSeq and is a predicted model, not a curated record. Lineage: Eukaryota; Metazoa; Cnidaria; Anthozoa; Malacalcyonacea; Xeniidae. Gene Ontology annotation, biological process: DNA integration.
AUGAGCAAGGUGUACAUUGCGCUGUUCACCUGCUGUGUGACACGCGCGGUUCACUUAGAGUUAGUGCACGAUUUGAGUGCAGCGACAUUUCUGCGCUGUUUAAGAAGAUUUUUUGCAAGGUUUGGAACACCGAAACUUAUUGUUUCUGACAACGCCAAAACAUUUAAAGCCGCAAAAAAGACGUUGCGCGACUUAUUUCAAUGCGAAGAAGUAGAUAAUUGCCUUAGCGCUAAGAACAUUGAGUGGCGAUUUAACCUAGAGAGGGCCCCAUGGUGGGGAGGGUUUUUCGAAAGGAUGAUAGGGCUAGUGAAAGUCUGUUUAAGGAAAGUUUUGGGCAAUGCAAAACUUACUUUCGACGAACUGACAACUGUUCUAGCUGAAGUUGAAGCUAAUUUGAAUUCUAGACCCUUAACGUAUGAGUACGAGGAAGUGAAUAGUGAAGUACUUACUCCUGCACAUUUAGUCUAUGGUAGGCGCAUCGUGACAUUACCCGAUAGCAAGGACUCAAAAAUUAAUGAUUUAGGACAAGAUUCGACUAGAACAAACACUAGGACACGAUUCAAACAUUUAAGUACCAUACUGGAGCAUUUUUGGAGCAGGUGGAAACGGGAGUAUCUCACGAAUCUUCGGGAAUUUCAUAAGGUUGGGAUGGCAGACAAACAGUCGGCGAUAAUUAAGCCAGGGGAUGUGGUCAUUGUGUUUGAGCAGGGUAAGAAAAGGGGGGAGUGGAAGACAGGUGUGAUUCAGGAAUUGAUUUGUGGCAAGGAUAAGGUCGUUCGUGGUGCAAGGGUUUGCGUGAUGACAAACGGUCGUCGCCAGGUGUUGAAUAGAGCGAUUCAGCAUUUAUAUCCAGUUGAGGUUAAAGACGAGAGUAAGGUUGAAGGGUUGUUAAGGAGGAUAUAG